AUGAGCAAGAGUGCUUUUGGUAAGAUAUACCACCUGCUGAAGGAGGCUCCCAUCGCCAACGCUGAUCGAUACCCCCUAGAAACGAUGUCGAACGCUCCCGAAGACUUCAGCAUCCGAUCUCCGGUUCCUCAAUACCAGGCAAUGCAUACUCCCGCAUCAACUGCUAUUAGCAGUUCCGGAACUGCUGGGCCCAACGUCAAAUACUGCCACGUCGUCCACUGUAACCAUGGAGAAUCUCUCGGUGAAGGCUCCAGGGCCAACAUCGUGCCCGUUGCUCUCGUGAAGAGAUGGCCCGCCUUGAUUGAGUGCCCUGCUUGCAAGGGAGUCAUUCCCACCACCACCGACUAUACCAUUGGCAAAGGAACGCAUUGGAUGGCCGUCAUGCUCUUCUGCACCACCGGGGUUGGCGUGUUCGCUCCGUACGCCAUGAGGCCAUUCAAGGACGUCGUUCACAGCUGCCAGCGCUGCGGACGCAAGGUAGCAACUCGUCGAUUCGGCGGAGGUACCAAGGCGCAUCUUAUGUGA
This is a messenger RNA of Colletotrichum orchidophilum, 525 nucleotides long. RefSeq lists its product as uncharacterized. The transcript is spliced from 2 exons. Gene Ontology annotation, molecular function: zinc ion binding. NCBI's taxonomy places the organism in Eukaryota, Fungi, Ascomycota, Sordariomycetes, Glomerellales, Glomerellaceae. The coding region runs from base 1 to 525 and encodes 174 amino acids. The record is from RefSeq and is a predicted model, not a curated record.